AUGCGCUUUAUUAGCUGAGAUAAGGAAGCAGAAUCAGGGCGCUUACCAGUCGCGUGCUCGCAGGCACAUCGAGGGCGCACCACCGUGGCGCAAAAAGAGCAUGUCAGCACCCAUCGGGAAGCAGGCUGGGGUCGGGUCGGCAGAGCUGUGCAAGCGGUGUCGGGGGCACCCGUCGCGGGACCGGGUGAUGACGGCGGGACGGCGGCCCGCAGGGGAGCAGGCUGGAAUCGGGUCGGAGCCGUGCAAGGCACGCUAGGCUCAAUGACUGGUUGUACGGGGUUUGGCGGUGGCUGGACGACCUCGGAGGCGACGCUCAAGGUAACUAAGGCAGCGGGCGCCGGUUUCCAUUGUCGUAGGGUGUUAAUGAGUUCCGGGUUACGAGGCCAAGUCGACCACUCCGCAAUCUUCCCAACCCCCUCCAAGAGCGCCUUGAAGGUCGAUGCUGCAAGUUUGAUAAGGUCAUCUACGUGGUAGAGGACUGCUAAGAUGCUAAACCGUGUAUAAUCUAAAGAUCGCAAAUUGAGCCGCUUUUCUAGCACGAUUCCCUUCUCCGUCGGCGGCUCAGGCUUGUAAAU
Thermothelomyces thermophilus ATCC 42464 is the source of this 575-nucleotide messenger RNA. RefSeq lists its product as uncharacterized. The record is from RefSeq and is a predicted model, not a curated record. NCBI's taxonomy places the organism in Eukaryota, Fungi, Ascomycota, Sordariomycetes, Sordariales, Chaetomiaceae. The transcript has a single exon. Bases 101 to 256 code for a protein of 51 amino acids.